Molecule: messenger RNA, 453 nt
Organism: Coccidioides immitis RS
Lineage: Eukaryota; Fungi; Ascomycota; Eurotiomycetes; Onygenales; Onygenaceae
Exons: 3
Coding region: 1-453 (150 amino acids)
Source: RefSeq, a predicted model, not a curated record
AUGAGGGUACAUCCUCCAUCCUUCAUGUUAACCAUUAUGCUUCAACCCAUGCAGGAUGUUUCCACCCAUCACAGUGUACAGCAGAUGUGGUGGCAACAAAAGUGUACACUUGAAGAUAUGCUGUAUAGCUACUCUGUUGAUUGUUAUAGCCAGGUCCAUCUGGUUGCUGCUGAGUACCCACUACCAUAUAACACCACAGGACAGGGACAAAAACAAGUGGUCAAGUACUUUACAAUAGAUUUUCUCCCUGGACAAAUGCCAGACUGCAAUUGCUCCAGCCUCCAAAGAAUGCAAAAUAAACAGAAAGCAUUGUUGGAUUGCAAGCUCCAGGUUGCUAUCCCAGGUGGAUGGCAAGAGGAGAGGCAAAGCUUUUCUCUCAACACAAACCCAGACUCAACAACAUUCCCACUGUCCCAGAAAGAAUUGGACAAUCACUAUCCCCCUGUCAAUUGA